Scatophagus argus is the source of this 2647-nucleotide messenger RNA. It is a transcript of the gene card19, whose product is annotated as caspase recruitment domain family, member 19. The record is from RefSeq and is a predicted model, not a curated record. Bases 126 to 668 code for a protein of 180 amino acids. The transcript is spliced from 6 exons. Lineage: Eukaryota; Metazoa; Chordata; Actinopteri; Scatophagidae. Gene Ontology annotation, cellular component: mitochondrion.
GUUUUCUUUCCAUUUCCGGUGAAAGAGAGUCCUUUUCUGAGGACGUUGACGUAUGCCCCACCCUCCCAACGCGAUGACGUAAGUGGGCGUAUCCAAACAAAGGACAGAGGGGACUCCAGUCCACAAUGGGAGAUAGUUUUCAGGAGCAGCUGAUAGAGGACAGCGCCUUCCUCAAAGCUGAUCGGAGAUUGGACACCGAGCUGGUGGACAAACUCAUCCUGCAGCUUAACAGAAUCUACCCGCAGAUCCUCACAGACAGGGAGGCCACCAAAUUCCGAAACUUGGAUGUGCCCACGAGUGUUCGGCUGGGUGAGCUCCUGACACACCUGCAGGGGAGAGGAGAGGAAGCAUGCAGGGAGUUUUACCGAGCUCUUCACUUGCACGUAGAGGAGGUAUACUUCAGCUUGCCCACACGGCUCCGCCUCAGAGAUUUCAUGGAUCCACUUACAUAUCGACAUGUCUACCAUCAGAAAUAUGUUCUGAACGACAAAGGUCCCCUCUUCUUUCUGGGCUGUUUCAGCGUUGCAGUGGGAAUGGCUUUACUCUAUUACUACAGUGAGGCUAAAGUGACAGGAGGUAGCCGAGCCCUCGGGAUGGCUGCCCUGGGUUUGAAAAAAAAAGCUCAGGAGGUCCUCAUUUGGUACACUGAAGAAAGCCUCAUGAAGUAAAGGGUGACUCGUUUGCACCAGGUGCUUUAGCAAUAUUGUUUUUUAAAUGCUACUUGUACCAAAGCAAAGCACAAUAUAUCUUUUCAAGAGUUCAAUACUAAUUUUGUACACAGUUACAUAUAUUAUUUUGUUUGUGAUCUAAAAUGAGAGUGAUGGUGCAAAUUCAGAGCUACGCUUGGUACUCUGCUCUUAUUUCCUCAUAUAUUGUUGUACCUAUUUAAGUGGGUUAAUGGGUUUGAAUACACUCAAGUGAUGAUCACAGUGACAUCACAAACAAGCCGAUUAAACAAGUUGUUCUCUCUGCAGUCUUCAAAUGUGGCAUAAAGCACCUUUUCCAAACCAAUUAAACACAUUGACUGCAUUGGUGACAAAACAAGGCAUUUUAAAUCACUAUAAUAGUAACACUUGGAGGUAAACUCUUAACUAUACAGGAUCAGCCUACAUUUUUCAUCACUACGAAAGGAUAGCCUCCAAUGCAGAAGAGUUUUGUUUGCUUACUUACACUUUAAUGUAAGAGAUUUGUUCAGGCAAUGAGGAAUUAUGCUCCAUUUUCGGUCUCUCCACUACAAAUAAAGUUGACUGAGAACUAGCCUGCCAGACUCUGGGUGGAACAUGACCGCCCUCAUGUGGUAGAAAGUGAACUACAUCAAUGAACACAGUCUGCUUUAGGCUGCUUUCACAAGAACCUCCCGAAAUGUUGCCGCUCACACUGAGGCAAAGAAAAAAGAUGUUUCAUGUAGUGAUUCAGAAAUAAUGUGGACCUCUGUCUGCAUUACAGCACAUUAACUCAGCGCCGCUUCAAGCAACUUCACUUCCACCAAUGAAAUCCUGUUGUACGAGCGCAGUGCAUUAUGGGUUAUAGAGUUACGACCGAGCCAAAAUCUACAAAUGUCGAAUGAAAAAAAGUAAUAAUGGAACAUAGAAACCGAUCACUUUCAUUUUAAGAGCUUGUUUACACCAGAGUUCAAUUCAACAGACAUUAUAAUUGAAACCCGGAAAUCGCACCGUAAAUGAAACCAAAUGCCAUAGUUCGGUAUAUAUAAGGUGAUAUUAUCGUGUUACGUAGUUGUGUUGUAUGAAAGGAGAGAAGGUUAGCACUCCCCUUGACAAGGAUGGAAUUGGCCCUUGUGGCCUUCAACACACAUACGGUUAAGGCAUUGCCACCUACUUCGUGGCAUCUCUAACCAAGUUUUUUUUUUUUUUGCGCUUUGUCAGCGUCGUGACUUCCUCUAAACCAUACCUUACUGCUGUCUCUUAACUUCGGCGUACUAAUUUCAGCCCACGUCAGCUGCCAGCUGCUCUCAACGUGUGCUUUAAGACCGGAAGCGUGUCUGGAUAUUUUCCCAUGUCUUUGUUUCCGCUGGGUUGGGCAGGAUGGAAAAUGAUAUUGUCCCUGUAGCUCUGUUGCAUGUAUCUCUGUCCACUCUGUCCAACUCACAGAAGUAGUGGAGUAGUUUAUGAGAGUUAAACAUACAUUUAUGAAUUAAUAAAAAUAUAAAUGUUAUCCCCAGCUGUUGAUAGAUGUUGCAUCCAAUUUUGGAUCUUACAGUCUGACUUUCUGGAAGUUUAUUUCUGGUAAGUCUGUUUUAAAUAUAGUCUGACUCUAAAUGAAUUUACCCCCAAGAUAUAUUUUUAAAGCAUUUCUCAGGCUUUUUGUAAACACUUUCAUUAAAAUGUAUAACAGCUUUGUAAAGUGCUUGAAUGUCAGGAUAUCAGCAGCCAAUACCAGAAACACCAGGAAACAUUUAAGCAGUUUGCAUGGCUUUGUUAUUUCUUGUACUCAAAAAAUUUGUGAUGUUGUUCUGAAAGGAUUAUUGACAUUUGAUUUCUGAUGGUUGUCAAUUAUUGUCUACUCAAUGAGGUCCAGUGCCUGACGGUUUGUUACAUUCUGUGUUGUGUAAAAAGUGCCUUAAAUUCAGAAGUGCCACUCUUUGUAAGACUGAGACUUGACUUUGUACAAUAAAAAUGAUGACAACAAA